Molecule: messenger RNA, 2164 nt
Organism: Paramecium pentaurelia
Lineage: Eukaryota; Ciliophora; Oligohymenophorea; Peniculida; Parameciidae
Source: the annotation of a GenBank genome assembly
AUGAAUUUUGAAAGUGAUUACUCGCCUGAAUUGAAUAGAUAUGAACCAAAAUAAAUAUUAGGGAAAGGAGCUUUUGCAACAGUUAUUUCAGCUUUUGAUAAGUAAAUGAAAACUAAUGUUGCAAUUAAAAUUGUUGAGAAAAAUAUGUUUAAAUGUAAGGAAUAAGAAGGUGCUAUACGUCAGGAAGCAAUCACCCUUUAAACUUUGUUCCAUUAAAAUAUUAUUAAGAUUCAAGAAGUAUGAUAAUUAUCUUAUAACUUAACUUAAGUUUUUUGAGACAUAGCAUAAGUUUUACAUUGUUAUGAAUCAGAUAAAUGGUAUAACUUUGGAAGAUUACAUACCAAAAUUAUAGCGUAAUGAAGUGAUUACAAUUACUAAAUAAAUUUUGAAGGCUUUGAGUUAUUUACAUAAAAACAAUAUUGUCCAUAGAGACAUAAAACCUGAGAAUAUUUUAAUAAGUGUGUUAGAAGGAGAAUUGAUUGUUACAUUAAUAGAUUUUGGUUUAUCAGCCUCAGUCAAUAGAGUAGAAGAUGGUUUGAUGAAAUAAAAUUGUGGAACCUUAUUGUAUUAAGCUCCUGAAGUUAUUAAAAAAGCAAAUUAUACUAGAGUACAUAUACAUUAAUAAUAUUUAGUCAGUUGAUAUUUGGGCUUUGGGAAUUGUAGUUUACAAUAUGUUAUAUAAUGGAAAGCAUCCUUUCUAUUAAAAUGGUGAUACUAAAAUAACAUAUUCUUAAAAAAUUAAGACAUUUUCACUGAACUUUUUAAUGAAUGAGGAUUUAAACACUAAAAAUUUCUUAGAAAGAACUAUAGCUUAUUUACCAGAACAUCGUUUAACUGCUGAUUAAUGUCUAGAACAUCCUUGGAUUACAGGUAAGGGUGAUAUUUCAGUACCAUUCACAUUGAAUGAAAUAAUUUAAUAUCAAAUUUAAAAAGAAUAAAAAAUAGCCAAGUAUAUUAAAAUACUUGUAUUUUUGAAAUAUUUGAUAAUUGUAUCAAAUGAUGUUCUUGGAAGAACUGAUGAAAUUAAUGAGGUUGGAUCACCUAAUGAUAAUGUAUCUGUUAUAGGAUCUGAUAUAUCAGCAUGUUCAAAUAAGUUUAGAAUUCGUCCCUUAAUUAUGAAAUCUUAGACAAGAUUAAAUAAAAUAUGGAAUAAUGAUAGUAUUAGUAACUCUUUUGCUGGAGAUAGUAGUAGAAAUACAACAGAUAUGAUUCCAGAAAUAAUUGCACGUGUUGGUACACCUAAUUUUUUGAAAAAACAAUUAAGAAAAAGUAAUUCAAUGAAUCCAGAAGAAAUGAAAAAACAAUUAAAAAUAAUCAAUACUUAAAAGGGUCCUCAAAAGGUAUUUAUUUAAAAGCCUAUAUAUAUAUAAGGAGAUUUAAUUGAAAAAUAGAAGAGUAAUUUCGAAUUCGCAUAAAAGUAGUUGCAAGUUGGUAACGGAGCCAUUAAGUUAAAGAUAGAAUGGAGAUAGUUAAAGUAAGAUUGCAGACUCUCCUUUGGCUAACAGAUUUCGCCAUUUUUAAAGGUCUAAUUUCUCUAAAAAACCUGCAUAAUUGUGAGUUUUAUUAUUAUUUAUAUUAUGCUUAAAAUUUUCAGAUAGGCUAAUUUAUUCAAGCCUUAAUUCAUGAGAAGAUAUGAUUAGGCUAAUUCUCCUUUGCAUAUAGCUAUUGGGGAUACAUCUGAAUUGAGAACAAAACUAUUUCCAGAGAAGAGGAGAAUCCCAGGAAGAAAAGGCAAAAUAAUCUUAGCAAUAGGUGUUUUAUUCUAAGUUUGGGGCAUAAUGCAUAUAGUGGAAGUGAGAAGACAAUUCAAGUAUAAUUGAAUAGUUAAAUAAUUUAGACGCAAAGAAUUAGAAUUGAAAAAAAUGCAAAGGAAAUCUUUACCAUUUUAUUAAGCCAUGCAAGAUAUCAGAUAUUUAGCUGCAGAAGAUAAAAGAAAUAUAUUGAUUGAAGAAUUGUUUGCUGAACAUGGAUCUGAUUAUAUUAAGUAGAUUACAGAUAUCUAUUUCUAAAAAGAUGUGUGGUAUGAUUAUCAAUUAAGAACAUAGGGUUCCAUUUAAGAAGAGAGCUGCUCAUCAAUAUACUAGAGCAACCAAAGAUCCUUAUCCAUAUUUCGAUAUUCCAGGAUCACGUUUCUUACAUGGUUACGACGUAUACAACAUUUGAU